Molecule: messenger RNA, 1686 nt
Organism: Exophiala bonariae
Lineage: Eukaryota; Fungi; Ascomycota; Eurotiomycetes; Chaetothyriales; Herpotrichiellaceae
Exons: 1
Coding region: 1-1686 (561 amino acids)
Source: RefSeq, a predicted model, not a curated record
AUGCAAAGAGCUUCUGUCAGUCCUUCUGUGCGCAUCUCUCACUCGAGCCCUACUCCCACUCCUGCUGCUACGGCGACCAGCCCGCAACCACCCAUGCUGGCUCAGAGCGCCCUUGUAGGAGGGUGGAACGACGGUUACAACGCAGGCCCUUUCCUCAGCGCCCUGCCAAAGAACUUUCAAGAACAGAGAUUCCAUAAGAGAGGCUCCUCCGGAUCUUCUGUCACAUCGGCGGGUCCACCUUCGCCUCUUAAUCAUAAUACGAUAUAUCCACACGUCGCCACCUCCGAUUCAACUUUUCCCACACACUACGACUUCGACUACACCCAGACUCCACACACUGCAAAGUCAGAAUCAACAAUCAUGUAUCCUACAAACACUGGCUACGGCGCUGUUGACAUGAGAAGAAUACAGUCUCAAGGUGUGGAUGAUCGUGGGUCUUACAACCUGUCUGCACCGCAGUCUGUGUCGACCAUGAGUCACAACUCCCCAGCGACACCGCAUACAACCUUUGAGCCAGAGUACGAUGAGAAAACCCAGCAGAUUUUUGGUGAGAUGAGCGAUGUCGACGAGCAUUUGUUCGACUACUUACAAUUUGAUUCAGGUUAUCACCCAACACCAGCAUAUCAGCAGUCACUCCAGGAUGUCUUUCCAGACCAGCAAUACCAGCAGCAGCUGUCCUUCAACCAGGCACAGCAGAGUAUGCAAAGACUGAAUGUGACACCACACAGGCAGAACAUGAUGGCCGAUAGAUUACAGGCAGCACAGCAAGAUCAUCUCCAUCCUGGCGCCUCGACUUCAAAUCCUCGUCAGAGAUCUCCAUUCAGGCAGAACUCACCAUACAUGGCUGCGCCUCAACUGCGUCAACCUCCUGCUACACUACAGAAACAGCGGACGUCGAUUUCACCCAAGGAGUUGAUGCUUGACGAGCAUGAUAUCGAUGACAAUGCUACACCGUUGUUCGCUCCAUCUCAUUCUCAGGAUAUGUUCGCCACUCAGCGCACCUCAUCAAACCUGUCGACAUUCUACACUCCAGACCAGUCCAUGCAAAUACCCCAACAGUAUCCAUUUGUGAGUCAGACUGGCCGCCAGCAAAUGAAUUCCGGUCUACAAGAAAUGGUACCUGAAUUUCCUGCUCACAUGAUCUCAAUGGAGUCGACUGGUGAUGAAGGUCCAUCGGAGCCUUCGAGUCAACAAUCCAUCAGAUCAAGGUCGCAAGCACAGCCUGUCUCACAACAUCAGCAACAACAGUCACCACCGGUACAAAAACCGCUUGACACAUCAUCUGACUCAGGAACAUAUUCGUGCACCUACCAUGGUUGUCACCUGAGAUUCGAGACUCCCGCCAAGUUGCAAAAGCAUAAGCGGGAGGGGCACAGGCAAACGUCACCUACGUCAUCGCAGCAGCAAUCGCCAAAUCUAGCCCUGCGGAACUCGCAAGCCGGCCCCCACCGAUGUGAUCGGAUAAAUCCGAGCACUGGAAAACCUUGCAACUCAAUCUUUUCUCGGCCUUACGAUCUUACCCGCCAUGAAGAUACUAUCCACAACGGUCGCAAACAAAAGGUGCGCUGCCAUUUGUGUACUGAGGAGAAGACUUUCUCGCGCAAUGAUGCACUUACCAGACAUAUGCGUGUGGUUCAUCCCGAAGUUGAUUGGGUUGGUAAGCAAAAGCGCAGGUCGCCAAAAUAA